Caenorhabditis briggsae is the source of this 1269-nucleotide messenger RNA. RefSeq names its product Protein CBR-STN-1 (gene Cbr-stn-1). The transcript is spliced from 4 exons. Gene Ontology annotation, molecular function: protein binding; structural molecule activity. The record is from RefSeq and is a predicted model, not a curated record. Gene Ontology annotation, cellular component: intracellular anatomical structure; dystrophin-associated glycoprotein complex. Bases 1 to 1269 code for a protein of 422 amino acids. Lineage: Eukaryota; Metazoa; Nematoda; Chromadorea; Rhabditida; Rhabditidae.
AUGGCCGCCGUUCGAUCCGGCCUUGUCGACAUUUUUGUGCAAGGACAAUGGCAUCGUGUUCUGGCAACACUCGAUCCAACUGCAAUCACAUUGCAGACAAUGGAACAAAAUGAAGUGGAAGCGGAGAAGAGAACGGUUCGAGUCGUGAAAUAUGAUGGAAAUGGGUUGGGAAUUUCAAUUAAAGGCGGACGAGAUAACAACAUGCCAAUAGUAAUCAGCAAAAUUUUCAAAGGAAUGGCAGCGGAUCAAACUGGAGAACUGUUUUUGGACGAUGUUAUAAUUUCAGUCAACGGAGAGAGCCUACUAGAUGCAUCACAUGAAGAAGCAGUCAGAGCUUUGAAACGAGCAGGACGUGUGGUUGAUCUCCAAGUACAGUAUCGAAGAGAGGAUAUGAUGCAUCGAGAGAAUAUAGUUGAAAACGUGGAAUGGGAUGAUGAUAUCCGAGAAAGAGUUCGAACGAUAGGUCUUAAACUGGCGUAUGUAGCAAGAGCUGGAAUCGAUGCCGAUGCUGAAGGAAGAAUUUUGGAAAUGAGAAGUCCAUCAGGAAGAUACUCUUUAGCGAUGAGAUGCUCUAGUAGUGAAGAAGCUGAUGGAUGGUUCGAAGCUCUUCACGCAUGUACGACAUGUCUUCUGACACAAGCUCUGGCUCAAGUGAACAUUAUGCUCGGAAACAAUCCACAAGUGAGGCACAUGGGUUGGAUCGCAGAGCAAGUAUCAGAAAAUGGAAUUUCAAUGUGGAAACCCAAAUUUAUGACACUAACCAACAGCGAGAUUCUGUUUUAUGAAGCCGUUCCACAAUUGAAAGCGGAAUGGGCAGAGCCUCGAUUAGUUAGGCCUCUCGUAGCCACGAGAGUAGUACAGACCAGUUCUCGAAGUGCCCCAGUUAUCAAAGGUCUCACAGAUGUGAUCUCAUUCAGGAUGAGAACGGGAACUCAACAAGGAGUCAGAACCCAUACGAUUCGUGUUGAAACCCAUGCUGAAUUAGCGAGAUGGGUUCGAGCAGUAGUUAUUGGAGGAUAUGAAGCUUGCCUUGCAACUUCACAAGUUUCUGCACCGUGCCUAUGGAGAGGAGAAUCAUGUGAACUAAUUGUUAACUUGGAUAAUGGUAUAUCACUUUUAUCAUCUUCUGGAGAGGUACUGUGGCAACAUUCGUUUGAAACGAUUCGUGCCACUGGCGACGAUGGGGGUCGCUUUCUCUGGGUUGAUUUUGGACCACCACAUGGUGAACAGGUAAUUUCAUUUUUAAUUUUCAAAGGAAAACAAUGGUAA